UCCACCCACCCACCCACACAUCCACCCUUCAUCCAUCCAUCCAUCCAUCCAUCCUUCCACCGCCCUCCAUGGGCCGGCGCUGCCGGCGCUGAGCGCCCGCGGCGGGGGAGAGCAGCCGCCCGGCAGCCGCGAUGAGCGGCGGGGAGGUGGUGUGUUCGGGCUGGCUCCGAAAGUCACCGCCGGAGAAGAAGUUAAGGAGAUACGCAUGGAAGAAACGCUGGUUCGUCCUGCGCAGUGGUCGGAUGAGUGGGGACCCCGACGUCCUGGAGUACUACAAAAAUGACCAUUCCAAGAAGCCUUUGCGUGUGAUCAACCUCAAUUUCUGUGAGCAAGUGGAUGCGGGCCUGACCUUCAACAAGAAGGAGCUGCAAGACAGCUACAUAUUUGACAUCAAGACCAGCGACAGGACCUUCUACCUGGUGGCCGAGACCGAGGACGACAUGAACAAGUGGGUUCGCAGCAUCUGCCAGAUCUGUGGCUUCAACCAGUCUGAGGAGAACACAGGUACCGUGUGA
This is a messenger RNA of Calidris pugnax (ruff), 515 nucleotides long. RefSeq names its product GRB2-associated-binding protein 2-like. The record is from RefSeq and is a predicted model, not a curated record. The coding region runs from base 132 to 515 and encodes 127 amino acids. NCBI's taxonomy places the organism in Eukaryota, Metazoa, Chordata, Aves, Charadriiformes, Scolopacidae. The transcript has 2 exons.